CUGUCAAAAGCCAAAAUUAUAUAACAACCCUAACCUCUAAAGUAAUCAAAUUUAUGAAAAACUAUCAGUUUUUAUCAAAAUAAUGGGAAAUGGACUCGGACACAUGCCCCAAAAUGGGUUCGAUUUAUAUUUUCAUCCAGAGAUAACACCAGAUCCUAACGAAGAACCUACGUUUGACCCAAAUCUUGGCUUCCCCAAAGGCAGGAAGGAGAGAGUAAUGAUUGCCACCGAUGAACAAAUGAGAUCAGCGAAGUUACCAUUAAAAGAUCGAGAUUACUGUGCUCAUUUGUUGCUAAAAUUUAGAGGUUGUAGGAGAGAACACUGGCCAUGGGCUGUGAAAUGUGAGCAUGAAAAACAUGAGUAUCUUAACUGUAAAUAUGAUGAUUUUAUUUUGAGGAUGAAGGAAUACGAACGUGAAAGACGUUUAAGAGUUAAAUCCCAAAAUGAGUUGCGAGCUGAAGAAGCAUAAUUUAUAGUGUUAUGUGCUAUAGAAUAAAUUAACAUUGUAGAAGUGAUGUAAAUAAUGAUUUUUUUUUCUUAAAGUGGUUUAGUAUUUUG
Molecule: messenger RNA, 558 nt
Organism: Anoplophora glabripennis (Asian longhorned beetle)
Lineage: Eukaryota; Metazoa; Arthropoda; Insecta; Coleoptera; Cerambycidae
Gene: ND-B18
Product: NADH dehydrogenase [ubiquinone] 1 beta subcomplex subunit 7
Exons: 3
Coding region: 83-469 (128 amino acids)
Cellular component (GO): mitochondrion
Source: RefSeq, a predicted model, not a curated record